Molecule: messenger RNA, 3894 nt
Organism: Nothobranchius furzeri (turquoise killifish)
Lineage: Eukaryota; Metazoa; Chordata; Actinopteri; Cyprinodontiformes; Nothobranchiidae
Gene: uspl1
Product: ubiquitin specific peptidase like 1
Biological process (GO): Cajal body organization; protein desumoylation
Cellular component (GO): Cajal body
Molecular function (GO): SUMO binding
Source: RefSeq, a predicted model, not a curated record
CCGACGCACCACCGGCGGCCGGAAGUUGAACGUUUCUUAAACGAGCUGACAUAAGUUGCACAUGGAUCUUACGCACCGGCAAGUGUUAAGUCUUUGAUUCUACGUGGAUGGCUUUCUCUCCUCUACAUCGUAAUAUUAAAUCGAAUUCAACGCGGGUUUUGUGUGGAGUCAACUCAAGUGGCUAAAAUGUAGCUGGGAUGGAUUACCAACAUCAGCACCUGCAUACACAUAACAUUUAAGCCCCUCUGCAGAUGAGCAGGCUGCAGUGACAUGGUAUUGUUUUUUGGAUGCCACCAGAGAGCCGUGGAUCCGGAGAGCAGCUGCUGUUUGUCCAUGACUGGUGAAGACACUGGUUUGGAGGCUUUGGCCUCACCACUGGCGGGGUAUUUGGGAAAAGUUCAGGAGAGAGCUGCUUCGCUGGAGUCCUGUCCCUGGUGCACGUCCAAGGGCCUCAUUUACGCUCUGCACUCCUACCGCAUCAACCUGCAGGAGUCCAUCACCCUCUGCACGAACCCACAGUGCCUUUUCCCUCUGGUGACUCGACCCUUGGAGGAUGUCUUGGCCAGUUUGGUUCCGGUGGUUCCCGGUGCCGGGAACAAAAGAAAACUUGACUCAGAACUUGAAAAGGAAGAGGUGAUCAGAUCUCCUCUCAAAUGCCUACGGUCAACCGAAGGGGGUGAUCUUUGGGCGCGGAGGGACACGGACCCACCUGUUAUGCCGCUAGAGCCGGGUUCUGUGAGUCCGGUCACAAAUGGCGUAAAUUCAACACACAAGACUGAGGAUGGAAAGGUUAAUGGAUUCCACAGAGACUUCUGGGAUGCAGAGACAGCGGGGUUACAAGAUAAAGGCGUGUUUCCAGGCUGUGCUGCCGUUCCAGAUGAACCUGCUACAUCCGUGUUCUCUCCUCAAUGCUCUUCAGACGUUUUGAACAGUAAUGGAACCGAUUCUGCACCCUCUCUCCAUCUUUGUGCCUCAGAAACGGACUUUAAGCACCAAAAUGUUCCUGUUCUGAAUGGUUACAGCAGACUGGGUUACAGUCCGGAGAACUCUACCACUAACAAAGAGACAACAGCAGAGGAGGAACUGGUAGAAGACUUUUCUUCAAGUGCAGAAGCCAAAUCCAUCAUUUCAGAGGAUACAGAUUUCCCCUGCACCUCGCUGGACCGGCCAGAGAAGCUGGUGUCUGUCCCGACGCGGCUGCUUUGGAGAAACAGUAAGAACCUGUGUUGGCUGGACUCGCUGCUUGCUGCUUUGGUGAAUUGUAAAAACUUGAGGAAAUGUAAACCAGAAGAACAGCCUCGUUGCUCGUCUGUGUGGCAGCUGAUUAGUAGAUACGAAGAGAUCUGCGCUGCCGUCCGGCUGCACCAACAGACUGGCAGUGAUGGUGUUGUGCGGGCACCAAGGCCCACGCUGCAAAAAGCCAACCAUGACUUGCAGAGUCUGAGGAUGUCUGUGUUCAAGCUGCUGCAGCCCAAGCUGCAAUGCAAACUGGGUAAAAUGGAAACUCCGGUAUUCGCCAUGCCUCUCCUCCUUGCAUUGGACUCCCAGGUGGAGCAACUCUUCCAGUCCACCUUCCAGUGGGAGUUCAGGUGCAGUGGAUGCAAAGUGAUCACUAAAGAAAGGGUUAUAAAAACUCUCCCCACCUUCACAAAUAUCGUGCCAGACUGGCGUCCGCUAAACGCAGCUCACUUCUCCCCGUGUAACAUGUGUGGCAUGAAGAACCAGAGGAGGACGAUGUUGUUGGAGAGUUUGUCUCCAGUGUUCGUGUUGCACUUUGUGGAGGGGCUUCCUGACUGUGACGUCAGUCUCUUCACCUUCACCCUCAAGAGGAAGCUCUACUCCAUCUCCACCAUCAUCCAGUACGACCACCAGCUAAAGCACUUUGUCACAUGGGUUCGUAAUGACGACGGAUCGUGGCUCGAGUAUGAUGACUUAAAGCACCCUGAGUUUAAGAUCCACCAAAAGCUCCAGGUCCCUGCUCAUGAGAUCCACAUCGUUUUCUGGGAAAUGGAGGAGGAUGCAAUCCCUCCACCUUCUUCACCUGAGAAGGAAGGAGGUUUAAGUUACAUGAUGGUGGACGGAGCGUCGGAUCAGACGCCAGAUCAGUCCUUUCCUGUGCUUCACGAUGACACCGACAUAAUCUGUGCGCUUACAGAAGAAGAUGGCAGCAACAUGACAGACUGUGCAGCUACAGCUGAUGUUAAUAUGUCGAUCGGUGACAGCACGCUUCUCAGUACCUUUGAGGGCCUCAGCCACAAUGACAUCAUCACACUCACUCUGGUUAAUGUUGAUCCAGCUGAUUCCAAAGUGAAGCUUUUGAAUGAAAACCACCGAGCUAAAUACACGGAUCCUCCUACCAAGACUGAAGGGCCGGGCCCCUCACCAGACAGCUCCAUCUCUGCAGCAGAUGGAGACGUGUGUCUCAAAGACGUUGUUGAGCCUCCUGCAGCCCUGGAAUCGCCCAAAACGGAGUCAGUCGACAGCUCAUCCACCAACGCACCUUUAGCUCCUGGAGCCAAAAGACAACGAGGAAAAGGCACGAGUCAGGAGAAAGGGGUUAGGAGACGGGGAGGUAAAGCAGCAGCACUGCAGAGCUCCUCUGAUCUCCCCGAAGAAUUCAGUCACACGCCUGUAGAGGUUACACCACAAGCAUCACCCGGGUCUUCAACUGACUCCUCGUCUCUGUUCACCAGCCAGAAAAGUUUACUAGAUCGGAACGCUCAGUUGUCCUUCCUGCUGAGCAAACUCCCUGCAAACCAUUAUCGCAAGUACUUAACUAAACCCACUCCCACCCAAAUCCCCCCUCCAGUCCCAGAAGUAAAGCCCUCUCAUCCAGUUCACUCUACUCCAAAUCCCAUAAAGAGACAAAGGAUUUCGGCAGGACUCCCUACGCUACAGCUCGUUACUGAGGAGAGUCUGGGUCUCCCCCCAAAAGCUGCAGAAAUGUACUGUGGAUUCGGUUUAAAGAGCUCCACCAACUACAGCGAGUUGCCAUCUCCUCUGCUCUCCAACGGCUACCCAAAACGGUCUGAGGCCCCCACUUCAAACCAACCCAUGCCUGGGAUGAUGCCUUCUGUCGCUGAAGUCUAUUCCUCAAAGAAACAUGGCAGCUACUCCUCAAAUGUUCCUCCAGGUCUCAACCAAACAGAAACUCUCAGAUACAAACUCCUAAAGAAGCUCAAAGCCAAGAAAAAGAAGCUUGCUAAGCUGAACCAGCUGUUGGGGAACCAGGAAGGAGCUGGCCUCCGACCAGACAGCACCGCCCUGACCUCUCCCAGUACAGUUACCUCCAGCACCUAUGAUGAUGACUUCCUGUCAGACCUGCUGUCACCAGCGACGACGGCCAGCAACUUUUCACCGGACAGCACCGGCUUUUUAGAGAUGAUACCCAAUGGGCAGGAUGGAACCAACCAUGUGAACAGCAUGGUUUCGCAGAAUAGUUGUGGCGGGAACGGUCUGGAGCAUGAGAACUUCCUGGAAGAUUUUCUCAUGCAGUGUGGUUUAGAGGCUAACUGAGAUCUUUUACUUUGCAGGCACAUUGAACCUCACCUGUUUGUCUCAUGGUAAAAUUAUGUUGUGCUAAUGCAGGAUUGAUGACAUUUUCCAGCCAGCACAUUAAAAUUGUUGACUUUUUGUCUAGAUUUUCCCAUAAAUAUUGCACUAAGUAGUCUGUGCAGAAGCAUUGUUGGAAGUUUUUUUAAUGACUUGAAACUCAACUGUAAAUAUUUUUUUGUCAUUUAAAAUAUGUAUGACUUAAAUCUUGCAUAUUAUUUGUUCAGAAAGUCUUUUUUGUUUACUGAUCGCAAUUUCUCCAACAAGAUUUGAUGUGGAGGGAAUAAAAUAUUUAUAUUGAAUUUUUAAUAAAGUUUCUUUUGUAUUUGUCUUCUUUUUAAA